AUGCAACAUGCAACGACCGAGUUUGUGUUCUUUGUGGUGUCGGACGAUGUCAAACCAGAAGAUCCGAGCAACGAGCGAGGUCAGGAAUUGUUGAAAGUGUUCCAGGCUGUGAAGGGUCAAGAUGGAUAUGUAUUGUCGGGUUGGGGCAGGACCGAAGAGGACAUCAAUGCCAUGAUAUGGAUCACUGAAUGGUCCAUUGACAAUGCUACGAUGAAUGUCGAGGGCCUGACGUCCCUGACGAAGAGAUCUCCGGAGAUUGUCAAGAUCAGGACAGUUCUGCAACCCUCUUUAUCGGAAGUGGGAGGAUUGCAGGCCACCCCGUGUAUCGAUGUCACCACAUUGACGUUCAAGGGUGACAGCACCGAACAGGAGAGAGCGACAGAUUUGGCGGCUGUCCAGCGGAUGAAGCGAUGCGUCACUCAAGCUGUAGCCACCGAUGUCCAGCCGGGCUUUUACUGCUUGAGCAGGCCUGACACAUUUCCCGAAGUCGCUUCCAGUGAGAGCCCUGGCGGGAAAGCAGAUCUCUGUGUGGCUGUCGUGGGCUGGACUUCCAGGCAGCAGCAUUAUGACAUGUGGAAGACAGAGGAAUUCAAAGCCUUGAUUCCAUCGGUCAGGGAACGGUUGCUGCCAUAUCCGCCAGGGGUUGGGAUGAAGCACACUACUUUCAAUCUCGUCUGA
Molecule: messenger RNA, 678 nt
Organism: Cladophialophora psammophila CBS 110553
Lineage: Eukaryota; Fungi; Ascomycota; Eurotiomycetes; Chaetothyriales; Herpotrichiellaceae
Exons: 2
Coding region: 1-678 (225 amino acids)
Source: RefSeq, a predicted model, not a curated record